UUUGAAGUGGCCGAUUUGUCGACGAAACGAGAAUACCCCAAAUCAAUGUCCACUACAGAGAGGUAUUUGGUAUGAAAGGGACUGAAAAAAAGUGUCCACUAUGGGAGGUGUCCACUAAAGAGAGUGUUCACUAUGUAGAGGUUUAAAUCCAGCAAAAAAUGCUCCGUCGGACCUCAAGGUGUCCACUAUAAGGAGGUGUCCACUAUAGAGGAGUGUCCACUAAGGGAGGUUUUACUGUACUCAGACAUCUGAUUGUUUAGCACUACCGAUCCUCUUUCUAGGUUUUUCACAUAUAUCUGAAAGACAAAACAUUAUCUAAAUUACCAAUUAUCUCGUUAACAAAUACGGAUCAAGGUCGAAUUGCAACAAAUAAAGCAUUAGUACAACUUCAGAUCAUCACUUUAGAUGCGCAACUGAAAAGAAAAAGUCCAUCGAGUCAACAAACAUCAUUACAAGACAAAAACAACGAUCAAACGCAAUCCGAAUCAGAUGAACGUGCAAGUUAUCAAAAUGGAAAUAGCGAAAUUGAAAUGAACGAAGAUGCGAAUACAGACAAUGAUGACAAAUGUGUUAUAUUUAAUGAAAAAGUCAUGCUAGAAACAAUGAACUCUGGAUUUAAAAUAAGCUGUACUGAAGUUUACAAAAAUGUUGAAAAACUAAUGUGUCAAUUGGCAACUUUUACAACAUACUAUGUUACAUCGAUUAAUCCAGGUCAACCACCACCAGUCAAGGUUGAAUUAGCUGACUAUGCAAUCAAUUCAAAUAUUUGUUUAAGUAGCGCUGCAACUUACGAUCUUGUUAGCUAUUUAUCUUGGAGAGAUGUUACUAAUUUGGACAAUAUUGUUGGAGUUGUACGACAUUCGAAAACAUGGACGACAAGUUUAAAAGAAAGAAAAAAGAUGAAAGAAUGGCAUAAUUCUAAAUUAUUAUUCAACCGCACGUAUCAUCAUGUACAUCAUAACCAGAUAUGUCCCGUUUGUGGCGAUUGUAAUGGACUACAAUUAGACACAGCUUGUGUACAUCUCUUCAUUUACGAUCCAUCAAAAUCAACCGAAGCCCAUUCUUUAGAAAAAGAAAAAAAUUUAGAAACAUGUAUGUCAUGCAAUCAAGCAAUCAAUGAUACCGUAUUGACGAUUAGCGAACAAUUCUACACAUCAUUACCGGAAAAAAUAUUAGUUAUUUAUACUGAGAAAGAAAAUAAUUUUAGUAUUAUUAAUCUACAAUGUACUCCAGAAGAAAAUGAAACGAAAAUUAAGCGUAAUUAUCGUUUAACGGAUAUGAUUAUUACAACAAGAUUUAGUGAUUCUAUCGUUAUCGUCAAAAAUGGUAAAGGUGGUGGUUGGAUCAAUUCAGAUGAAUAUCCCAUAUCACCAAAAAUAGUUGCCGUGUACGAAGCCUUAAAUGUGAGUAACCGAGCUACAACAACAACUGCUCACGCCGAAAAAGCUUCCAGUACUAGCGAACAAUGCCUCUCAAGAAAAAAGGUACACGGACACUAUCAUUUACUUAUGAUUGCGUUUUAUGCAAUACAAGCCACAGGAAGUCGACACAAUUAUAGAACUAUAAAUACAAAUAUACAAGAACAGAAGUUUCGUCUUGAAAUUGAACCGGUGUUUGAAGAGCUAAAAGCACAUUCGUCUUUGAUCGGUGCUAACUUUCACUGUGCAUGUUAUUCAAAAUAUCGAUUAAGAAAACUACGUUUGGAACGAAAGCAGCAACAGCAGAGACAACAAACGGAACAAUCAUUUGAUAAUGAGCUAGGAAGUGCUGAGGAUGACUAUCCUGAAAUGGAUCACAAUGUUGGAGAAAUAAAUCAAAGAAACCCGAUUGUUACCGCAGCUACUAUGACAAAUACAGAUAUUAAUGUUGUUGCUCAAAAUGUUCUUCAGCCACUCUUCACAUCGAAUACACGGCGAGCUCAAAUUACAAUGGAUAUAUGGCAUCUUGUGAUAAAAAUAUAUAGUGCACAACAAGUUGCACAACAUUCUUUUUCUUUCAAACAGGGAUCAGCCGGAUUAACAGGUCACACGGAUUGUGACCUCCGAACAGCCUGGGCGUUAACAUCACCAUGGUGUGCUGAAAUCAAAAUAGUUGUGGACGAGUUAGCAAAUAAUAAACUGUCAAAUAAUCCACAUGUACAAGCCACUCAGUCAAGAAUCGCUAUGGACAAUCAGGAUUUGAACUCGAUGCUGAUGAUAUUAAGAACAGACAACCCGUUCACUUCACAAACAAAGGAUUUUCAUAAGAUAUUAAGCGGGAUGGUAAUCUCAGUGGACAUUGUUAACGAACUAUGUGCGGCAUCGACAAAAUUCUUAGAUGUUGCCAACUCUUUCAUUAAUCAACAUGUUGUCGGAAAGAAAACAUCGAUCUUUACAACAAUCAGCAAAGGAAAUGUUCGUCUAUUAAAUACAACGACUGCGCUACCCAAAACAAUAACAAAAACAACUAAAGAAACUAAUGAAAAAUUAUUAAGGACAUUGAUUCACUGCAGUAUAUUUCGCCCGCAAGCAAGUCUAGAAAAAAUAUUCAAACAUGAGUUUGCGGAACCACCUCUCUCGUUCAUGAACAAAAAUGAUAUCACAUUUCAGCAAAAAUCUAAUAUUAUUUCUUAUUUAACACAAUAUUUUCCCAGUGCAAUCACGAAUAUUAUACAACAAAAACCAUUAGUUAUGAUAUUAGAUGGUAAUGCUUUAAUAGGCAUAACAAAAACAUCAGUAGUCAACACUUAUUUUAACAACCCCAUGAAAUACAAGAAUUUGAAAGAACUGAUGACACUACCUACAAAGAAUGAAGUUUCACACGAUUGUGAACGUUUAUUGCUAGAUGUUUUGAAAUCUAAAUUUGCAACUUUGGAUGAACAUCGUUUGAAUGUUGUCAAGAAAUCAACAAUCAAGUAUGAUCAAAUAGAAAGUUUGAAAACUCUACCGCCGACAUCAGAUGCAGCUUAUUUGCAUUUUGCCAGAGCUGCUGUUGCUUAUCAAAUGUGGUUCAGGAAUACACAACUAUCGAUAGGUGCAGGACAUGGGUAUGAAAUAUAUAAUGGGAUGUUCAGUGUUAAGUGGAUUAUGAAAGGAAUUACGCCAUCUCCAGUGACAGUUAUUGCAUGUUCAUGUAAAAGUGGAGGAUGUACAACAUGUUUAUGUGCAACAAACAACUUAAAAUGUGUUUGA
Didymodactylos carnosus is the source of this 3170-nucleotide messenger RNA. The record is from the annotation of a GenBank genome assembly. NCBI's taxonomy places the organism in Eukaryota, Metazoa, Rotifera, Eurotatoria, Philodinida, Philodinidae.